Molecule: messenger RNA, 1041 nt
Organism: Entrophospora sp. SA101
Lineage: Eukaryota; Fungi; Glomeromycota; Glomeromycetes; Entrophosporales; Entrophosporaceae
Source: the annotation of a GenBank genome assembly
AUGGUUAAAGCUUUGAAAAAUUACAUUGUUGAAACAAAACAAAAAAGUGGUUCUAGUAACAAAUUAUGUUACUGCAAAGCUUGCUUUAUUAAACUUGGUGAAAACAGCAAUGAAUUAAAAACAAUAGUAGAUAAAACUGAACGUAUAAUUCAACAUUUUAAUGAUUGUCAAAAUUUUCAUGUUGUGUAUAGCCAAGAAGAAAAACUUAAAAUACUAGCUCUUGGAUCAAAUUCUACUUCGUCUCAAUCAUCUAAUUAUGGUCCUUUAGAUAAUUUUGUUGCCAGACCUUUAUCUAAAGCAGAUAAUGAAGUUUUUCAUAAACUUAUAUUAAAAGCCACUAUUUCUUGUGGUUUUCCAUUAUCUUGGGUGAAUAAUCAAGAAACAACAGAAUUAUUUAAAUUUCUCAACCCACAUAUCAAACUACCAGAUAGAAAAACCCUUUCCACUAAACUAUUGAAUGAUGCAGUUAAAGAAUAUGAUAAUGUCAUGUUAGAAAAAUUAAGAUUAGAUCAAAUAGGUGUCACACUUAUGUUUGAUGGAUGGACGAAUGUUAGGCAACAAGAAUUAAUGGGAUGUGUUCUUUUGAUGUCAGAUGGAGAACCAUGUGUAUGGCAAGCUAUGGAUAUCAGUAGUGAACGUGAUACAAUGUUUGAAGUUAUGACUAAAACUGAAGAAUUAAUUUCCAAAUUAAUAGAUAUGAAAAUAACAUUGUUAUCAAUAGUAACUGAUAGUGCACCUUCCUAUAAUGCAUCAAGGCAAUUCAAAAAUACAUCAGGCAAUGCCUUAAAAGUGUCAGCCUAUUUUAAAGAUGCUAGACAUAAAUAUUUCAUUGGCCAACUUCGUGAUAUUCAAAAAGAACUUUAUAGCAAAUAUAUUCAACUUGCACUUCCAUGUAAUACCAGGUGGAACAGUCAACAUAAUUGCUUUAAAAGUUUAAUUGCUACUAAAAAUGCUUUACGUUCUUUGGCAAUAAAAUUUGAUCCUUCUUCAUCAACGAAUACAUUGAAAAUUUCACAUGAAAUGUAUUGCAAGAUUAUAUGA